Molecule: messenger RNA, 723 nt
Organism: Diuraphis noxia (Russian wheat aphid)
Lineage: Eukaryota; Metazoa; Arthropoda; Insecta; Hemiptera; Aphididae
Product: homeobox protein MSX-1
Biological process (GO): embryonic morphogenesis; regulation of transcription by RNA polymerase II
Cellular component (GO): nucleus
Molecular function (GO): DNA-binding transcription factor activity, RNA polymerase II-specific; RNA polymerase II transcription regulatory region sequence-specific DNA binding
Source: RefSeq, a predicted model, not a curated record
UUGUGCUCGUCGGAUUUGUGUCACCUAUUCCACGACCAAUACCUCAGAUUAUAUCAAAAAUCGAGGAAUUUGAAACUACUAUGAUGAAUUUAAACACUUCAGAGCCUCCAGAAAAUGACAAAGUAUUAGAAACGCAAAACGAUGAUGAUCAAAGAAGAAAACCUAUGUUCUUGUUUAGCGUGGAUUACAUAUUAAAUAAAGCUGGAAAGAUGAAUACCGAAAACGACACCGACCAGAAAAAUAAACAGCAUUUCGACUGGUUGUAUUGUACACGGUUCAAGCCUCCAAAACUCGACAGGAUAAAAAAGAAAGACGKACAACACAGACAGAAACGGAGGCCUGGACGUAAUCCAAGAAUACCAUUUACCACUCAACAAGUUACGGUAUUAGAACAUGAAUUUAGGCGCAGCGCAUAUUUAGGAGGAACUAAUGAUGUACACGUAUUGUCUGACAGGUUGCGACUAUCGGAAAGUAGAAUUAAAAUAUGGUUUCAAAAUCGGCGGGCCAGAGAACGCAGAGAUCAUCAUAGUAGUAGUUUUUCUGGAUCGUCAUGUACUAACUCUACUAACUAUUCCUCUCAACAACAACGACUUCCAAUAUCAUCUACGUCUGCGUUCAAACCAUUGAUGCCAUCACACACUUAUGUAGAAGGAAAUGAUUCUUCAUCAUGAAAAUUGAACUUAUAAAAUAUUUCUUAUAAAACAUAAUUAAAUUAAUGUAAAA